AUGGGCCUGCCGGGGCUUUUCUUCUUCCUCCUGGCGCUUCUGAGGCCCGGCGGCGCCCUCCAGAACGUCACCCCGCAGCUCUUCGGGAGCCAGGCCUCGGGCAGGCUGGCCGCCUUCGGGGACUUCAAUUCCGACAAGCAGACGGACCUCUUCGUGCUGAGGGCAGACAGUGAAUUAAAUAUAUUCCAGGCAGAUCAAAAAGAACCUUAUUUUAAACCCAAAGUCAAGUUACUAUUAAGAAAUGUUGUCAUAACAAGUGUUGUUCCUGGUGACUAUGAUGGUGACUCACAGAUGGAUGUCCUACUGACAACUCAUCCACAAAAACAACCCAAUGCUGACUUAUCUGUUUUGAUUUUUUGGGGAAAUAAUCAAACUUUAGAUAUAAAUCGUAAGCUAGUAUUAAACAAGACAUUUCAUGAUGAACCACUAAUCAUGGAUUUCAAUGGCGACUUAAUCCCCGAUGUAUUUGGAGUUACAAAUGAAUCUGAUAAACCACAAGUCCUGAUUGGCAGCAAUGACAGGAAUUUAUCAUGGCAGCCUGCACUGGAUACAGAGAACAAAAUGUAUGCACCCCACUCUCAUGCGUUCAUAGAUCUGACUAAUGAUUUCACUGCUGAUUUGUUUCUCACAACGGUAUCAAAUGACAAACAAAUUCAGUUUGAAAUAUGGGAAAAUCAGAAUGGGAAUUUUACAAAACCUACGCAAAAAAAACCUACAUACAUAAAGAAGAAACCUGAAGGUGCUGUCAUCGUUGGUCAAUCAGUCUUUGCAGAUUUUGAUGGUGAUGGACAGACUGAGCAUUUGCUGCCAGCGUGCGCUGAUGCAGCCUGUCAAAAGAGUGUCAUCUACCUAACUAAACCAGGAUCAGAUCAAUGGUUUCCUGUGUUGCAAAACUUCACAAAUAAAGGAACUGUGUGGGGCUUUGUCCCAUAUAACAGUGAUCCAUCUUCAGCCGAAUUUUCAGUUCCAAUCACACUUCACAUUGGGGAUUACAACAUGGAUGGCUAUCCCGAUGCACUUGCCAUACUAAGGAAUACAUCAGGAAGCAACCAGCAAGCUUUCCUGUUGCAGAACGUCGAGUGCAAUAAUGCAAGCUGUGCGGGCGCCCACCGUAUGUUUAAGGUCUACUGGGAACUCUCGGAUCUACAUCAGAUCAAAGACGCAAUGGUGGCAACCUUCUUUGACAUUUAUGAAGAUGGAAUUUUGGAUAUCCUUGUCCUCAGCAAUAAUUCUUCCAAGAAAGAGUUCACCAUCCAUGCGUUAAAAAAUAACUUUGAAGCCGAUGCUUAUUUUGUUAAAGUCAUUGUUCUCAGUGGCCUUUGUUCAAAUGACUGUCCUCAUAAAGUAACACCUUUUGGUGUGAAUCAGCCUGGACCUUAUAUUAUGUAUACAACAGUUGAUGCAAACGGAUAUUUGAAAAACGGUUCAGCUGGACAGCUCAGCCAGUCAGCCCACUUUUCCCUCCAGCUGCCAUAUAAUGUGUUGGGCUUGGGCCGCAGUGCCAAUUUCCUUGAUCAUUUGUAUGUCGGCAUUCCUCGUCCGCUGGGUGAAACGUCUGAAAGAAAACAGGAGUGGACGGCCAUCAUUCCAAACUCUCAGCUUAUAGUCAUCCCGUAUCCUCACUAUCUCCCUCGAAGCUGGAGUGCCAAGCUCUACCUGACCCCGAGUAACAUCGUUCUCCUAACCGCUAUUGCCCUAAUUGGAGUGUGUGUCUUCAUUCUGGCCAUAAUUGGCAUAUUGCACUGGCAAGAAAAGAAAGCGGACGACAGAGAGAAACGGCAGGAAGCCCACCGAUUCCACUUCGAUGCCAUGUGAUAUGUCUUAAUCCCUUGAUGAAAGCGAUGCUGCGUAUUGACUUGGUCUAAAACACUGCACUGGAGUCAGUGAGGCUGAAGGAGAGGGAAGGGGGUGUUCUUUCUGUGCUAUUUGUAAAUGUUGCAUUGUUUUUAAUUUAUUUUGUAAAGUGUUAAAAUCACGUGUGAUCUUAUAUGACCUUCCAGUAAUCGAUUGUAUAUACUCUUUUCUUCUCUGGGUUUCACAAAGGCUGUAAGUUCUCCUUUGGUAGUGUGCCACACUGCAUGCCUUUUGCUGUUUCCAUCCCCUCUGUUUCUUUUGAACAAUGUUUCAUGAAAAGGAAGUUCUCUGUAAAUUUGGAAGUGCGUUUCAGUGAGCAGAAUCUGUUUAGUGCCACUUGAAUAAUAUACAUUUCCCAAAAUGUGAAUUGCAUUCUUAAUAUUUCCUCUCCAGCAAAUUGUCAGAUAAGACAAGACAUCUCAUGUUCUUCCGAUUCUUCUCUGCAGCGUUUGAUCUGAAAUUCUUGGGAAUGCUUAUCAUUGUCUUAAUCUUUGCGUCCAAUCAAGUGUGAGGAGAGGCAAAAACAUCCUAAUAACAGACAUCAUUGAGAUGUGUGUAAUUUGACUUACAUUUUAAAUUAUGCCUUCCUUAAAAUGGAAUAAUUCUGCAUUAUUUACUCCCAGUAGUAGUUAUGAUGUAAGUGCAUUAAAGCAUAAUCAUGAAAAUAGUUGACCAAUCAGAAGUUUUAUUAAAUUUGGGGAUUUCUUGAGAAAGAGAUGGAAGAAAAUCCUACAUGGAAAACUGUGUUUUGUGGGAUCAUCAGAAUAAGAGCUGGACUAUGGUGUACUUUGUUUUCCAUGUAAUCCAACCUGAAUCUGUAUUGUAAAACCGAACCAAUUUUGGGGCGUCUUUGUUAUGACCAUAAGAAAACAGACUACAGAAUUUUCCUAAUACUGAAUGCACCAUGGCAUUUUUAUUAAACAGAUUGUAUUGAAAACUA
Molecule: messenger RNA, 2794 nt
Organism: Anolis carolinensis (green anole)
Lineage: Eukaryota; Metazoa; Chordata; Lepidosauria; Squamata; Anolidae
Gene: itfg1
Product: integrin alpha FG-GAP repeat containing 1
Exons: 18
Coding region: 1-1815 (604 amino acids)
Cellular component (GO): plasma membrane
Source: RefSeq, a predicted model, not a curated record